Molecule: messenger RNA, 975 nt
Organism: Pyrgilauda ruficollis (rufous-necked snowfinch)
Lineage: Eukaryota; Metazoa; Chordata; Aves; Passeriformes; Passeridae
Gene: UBE2H
Product: ubiquitin conjugating enzyme E2 H
Exons: 8
Coding region: 234-785 (183 amino acids)
Biological process (GO): ubiquitin-dependent protein catabolic process; protein polyubiquitination
Cellular component (GO): nucleus
Molecular function (GO): ubiquitin conjugating enzyme activity
Source: RefSeq, a predicted model, not a curated record
CAGAGAGAGGCUGGGGCAGAGGCGGCCGGAGCGGCUGAGGGAGCGCGAGCGGCGCGGGGGGGCCCUGUCGGCGACAGCGGCGACAGCGACGACAGCAGCGGCGACAGCGACAGCGGCGGGUUCCAGCGCCUCGCGGCCCGGCGUUUCCCCGCUCCCCUCGGCGCCGGGUGGCCCCGGCCCGCGGCGGCGGCGCUGACAGCCCGCCCGGAGCCCCGGGGGCGGCCGCGGCCACCAUGUCGUCCCCCAGCCCGGGCAAGAGGCGGAUGGACACCGACGUGGUCAAGCUGAUUGAGAGCAAACACGAAGUCACAAUCUUAGGAGGACUCAACGAAUUUGUUGUGAAGUUUUAUGGACCACAAGGAACACCGUAUGAAGGUGGAGUAUGGAAAGUUAGAGUCGACCUUCCUGACAAAUACCCCUUCAAAUCCCCAUCUAUAGGAUUCAUGAAUAAAAUCUUCCAUCCCAACAUCGACGAAGCGUCAGGAACUGUAUGUCUAGAUGUAAUCAAUCAAACUUGGACAGCUCUCUACGAUCUCACCAAUAUAUUUGAGUCGUUCCUGCCCCAGCUGCUGGCUUAUCCCAAUCCCAUAGAUCCCCUAAACGGGGACGCUGCAGCCAUGUACCUCCACCGACCAGAAGAGUACAAACAGAAAAUUAAAGAAUACAUCCAGAAAUAUGCAACAGAAGAAGCACUAAAAGAACAGGAAGAGGGCACCGGGGACAGCUCAUCUGAGAGCUCCAUGUCUGACUUCUCUGAAGAUGAGGCUCAGGACAUGGAGUUGUAGUAGAGGAGGCCACCUGCUUUUCAGAGAGACUCUAAUUUCCUAACCAUGAGAAGCAGACUAUAAUAUUCAUAUUUAAACAAAGCAAUUUUUUUUAUUACUAAACAAGGUUUUUAUGAAUUCUAGCAUUGAGAUAUAUAUAUAUAUAUUUAUAUAUAUGUAUAUUUAUAUAUAAAUAUAUAUAUAUCUGUCA